Boeremia exigua is the source of this 999-nucleotide messenger RNA. RefSeq names its product serine/threonine protein kinase-like protein. Gene Ontology annotation, biological process: protein phosphorylation. The coding region runs from base 1 to 999 and encodes 332 amino acids. The record is from RefSeq and is a predicted model, not a curated record. The transcript is spliced from 2 exons. Lineage: Eukaryota; Fungi; Ascomycota; Dothideomycetes; Pleosporales; Didymellaceae. Gene Ontology annotation, molecular function: ATP binding; protein serine/threonine kinase activity. Gene Ontology annotation, cellular component: cytoplasm.
AUGCCAAAGAAGCGUACAGACUCCGCAACCACGCAAAGCCGCGAUACAACGAGAACAAAGCGGCAGAAGCGCGGACCAGCGCCGUUUGCCUAUUAUCCGAAUGAUUGGAAGACAUUUCGCGAGUUCAAAGAUCAAGUCGUCUUACUGAAGACUCGCUUCGCGGACCGCGGAGGCCCUCAGCUCAUCGUCAAGAAGGUUCUGGAGGUCCACGCUAACUCUGCUAAUGACCCGAGGCCUUUCGAGAUUCGCGCGCUUGCUUUGCUACCUAGAUGCAACAGAGUUGUGCAUGCUCUAACCUGCGUUGCCUCUGAUGAGCCCAACUAUGGCAUCGCGCUCUUCGAGUACUAUCCCCUGGGCGACAUGGCGGUGUGGAAGAACCGAGAGUUCGACCUCAAAAACUUCAAGCCUGUACCCGAGAGCUAUAUCUGGAGGUUCUUCGUGCAGGCCACACAGGCCCUAGCAUUCUUGCAGAACGAGAUUGGCCACACCAAAGACCGCCGCCCUAUGCUGCAUCGGGACAUCAAGCCGAAGAACAUACUGGUGGUCGAUAUCGGGACUACAUACCCGUCCUUCAAGAUACACGACUUCGGCUGUGCCCUCUUGUGGCAUACAAGUAAGCAAGAUGUGCCGUCGUUCUGCGGAACGUACGAGUGGCAGCCUCCAGAGAACCCUCAGAUCAAUACCAUGGCGGCAGAAGUCUGGGCGCUCGGAGCGUGCGUCCACUUCCUUGCGACGGGACAAAAGCCGAUCGAGGACACUGAACACAGCAGGGCGGCUUUCCUGGAGAGGGUAGGGCAGGACCCAGAGAACUCGGAACAAGAUUACUACUCUUCUUCGGAUCGAUACGUUACAGCCAGAAUUCCAAGACGGGCGCUCCCAAUCAACCUUGACGCACAGACACAGCUCAGCAGAGGUAUCACAAAUCAGGGCCCUCCGAAUCCCCAGUAUAGCGUCCGACGACAACAGGCCUGUUGGCCAGAAUGGAGCCCGUGGCACUAG